CGCGCAUAAUCGUAACUCAAACGAAACCACAACAUACAAAUGUAUAAGUUUUCGUAGAAUUAGUUCAUUUGGUGUUCCCUCGAUUGAUGCAACACCCAGCGAUGGCGAACGUUUGAGGAAAACGUUAACAGUUUACUUGAAUUCAGACGAUUGCUAUAGACUUCCAAAUAAUUAUCCUUCAGAAGUUGCAGCGCGGCUUCAAAGUUCUAAAUGCAAAUCCAGAAAAUUCAUUAUAAUUUAUAGUAUGAGGUAUCAAUUAUCAGCGGAGGUUAAUACGAAAGUGACGAAAUUAGCGGUUUGCGGACGGUUUAUAAUUUACAAAUACAAUUUCAAUUUCGAACAGCAAUUUACCGAAACGUUCAUUAGAUUCAUGUAGAAUCGGUGACAGAGAAAUCUCCCGUAUUUUUUAUUAUGAUAAAAUAUCAAAUACGAUCUGCGAUGCAGCAGCAAUAUUCAAUGUUGUUGUUAUUCCGAUUACUUUAAUUCACGGUUGCAUAUCAUACCAUACCCUAUUCACUGGCGCUGAAAACUUUCCCCAUAACUACACGCUUUCCAAAGCAUUUCCGAACGUUUAAAAGAAUACACAGAAGAAAAACUUAAGAGGAACUUAUAUACUACCCACAGUUAUAGGUGUACACUUUUUAUUCGCUAGUUUUUUUACUUUAUUUGCAACCAUGUUAAUGCACCCGCUACAUACGUAUACGUAUAAGCGCGUAGCAGUCAAACAAGUUUUCGUUCAGGUACCUAAUUAUUUACAAACUGUUAACAUAUGUUUAUAUUAAAACAGGUAUGUGGACGAUAAUCAUGUCACGGUGCUGGAGCAACUGCAGUAUACGUAAGAGCAUCGAUUAUCAUAAUAUCCUAAUUUCCAAGAUAUUGAAACCCCCGCGAUCUUCGGUUUCAAAUUGAUACUCUUGCGGUAUACAAAGGUUGAAAGAUAUUUUUAACUCAUUGCAAAAUAUCAGAGAUUUUGGGCGCGUUUUUCGCUCACCUAGCACGUUGCAGUGGUAUAAGUAUCAGCCGCUAAUUAUCUUCUUUAUCUUUCUAGCGUUUACUUUUUCCCGAGGCUCUAAAACCGCAGUCUAGUUUCUUCGCCGCUGACGAGGACACGCGCUCAAUGCACACAAACGUGAAGAUCUAUUUCUAUUUUUAACGGCUCAAAGGAUACCAGUUUUCAAUGGCGGCCACGAUAUUGCCCUAGAAAACUGUACCGCACACGCCUAUAUCGUAUGUACCUUGUGCCUCGGUGUAUACGCUUUUUGGCAACACUAGGUCGACGUAUUCAUUCAAAAUAUAUACCACAUGUAACGCAAGAGCAUCUCGUAUUCAUUACACACGUUGAAAAAAUAACUUCUAAAUAGAAGCACGUUAACACAACGAGUUAUCACUGGACAUACCCCUUUUCGUCGGAGCAUUUAUUUAUACUUUUCUCGUUUUUACUUAUCAUCUUUUUAGAUUCAAAUGUUUUUUCUUCUUCUUAAUCUACCGUCAACUCUUCUCGUGAGUUUAAAUUGUCUCAUCACGUUGAUGAUGAAAAAAAGCUCUACACACACCAAGUUUGGAGUGCUCGAAAUUUUGGUCUUGCCAAGGGACUUCAAAAACCAAUAAAAUUAAAAAUGGAAUAUUAAAAACCGCUUUCUUCCUAGGAAACAAAUUCUGCUUGGAAACCUGAGAAACAGAAGGGCAUGUCAAAAUUCUUCCACAUGAAGGCGCACAUUCAAAAAAUGAAUGAAUUGAGAAUUACGCCAGUUUAAAUUUGACGGUCCUACGAAAUUAAACCCAUUGGAACUUUUUUUUCUAGUUUUUCACCCUCAAGGUGCCCGUCAAAAGCGUAUUAUUAUUUCAGUACGAACCUCGGCGCGGCGUACCAAAUCUCAGGGUAUCGCAUGUUUUGCACCGCGGAGUUUGCGCAUUUCCGGUGGUUAUACCUAUACCACAUCGUUUGGUGGUACACGUGGUGUGCGAAUCUGUUCGUGGGGGGGGGGAUUUGAAUCCCCGGUUGAGAGCAAAGCGAUGAGAGUCAUCGGGGAUGUGCAUGUGCGGAGGCCUCGCGGAGGACAACGCAAGGUUCAUCCUACUCGCCGGUGUCUUGGCCGCCUACAUGCUGGCCGGUGCUGCUCUUUUUCAACGACUGGAAGCUGAUCUCGAAGUUCGCCAGGCAGCCGAAUUUUGGCGGGUGUAUCACAGUUUUCGAAAACAGCAUCUUCAGCCGGGUGCUGAAGCUCUUCAAAGGUUACACGAACUACUUUCCGCAUACGGAAACGCGUCCGCUGCUGGCAUAAUUAACAAACGACGUCGCUGGGAUUUUCCGGGAAGUUUUCAAUUCGUUGGAACCAUCGUUUCAACGAUUGGAUACGGGAGCACCGCCCCUCAGACAACCGCCGGAAGGGCGGCAGUUGUUCUUUACGGAUUCCUUGGAUGUUCCGGAGGGAUCCUCUUCUUCAACCUCUUCUUAGAGAGGAUAAUAACUUUCCUAGCUUGGGUAUUGCGGAGUAUUCACUUGCGACGACUGAAGAAACGUCUUCGUCAAACGACGCUGGCGUCGCGUAGAAUAUCCCGAGGAUCAAGUUUACACCCCCGUGCCUCUCUGCCGGAUAUACUAGACGACGACGAUGACAUUGGUCUGGAACAUUGGAAGCCAAGCGUCUACUGGGUGAUGCUCUAUUUGUCGUUAGCAUCCUGCACAGUUGCUUGUUGCGCGGCAGCGAUAUACGCUCCUUUGGAAGGUUGGAGUUACUUCGAAGCUCUUUAUUUCUGUUUCGUGAGUUUCGCUACGAUCGGAUUUGGCGAUUUUGUAACUACGCAACAGCCCAGCUAUCCGUACGUCCAUUGGUACCGCUUCGCGAAUUUCGUAUUCCUCGUCGUUGGUUGCUGCUGUAUUUACUCACUUCUGAACGUAACUUCGAUCGUGAUAAAGCAGGCUUUAAAUUGGGUGAUUCAGAGGCUGAGAUGUCGUGGAAGAGGAAUGGCGGCGCCGCACCUUCCAAGAAGAAGGUCUUCCGUAUCCGCGGUUUACUGUACCGCUCGACGUAGGCCAACUAAAAUUGAGGCCAGAUCUGAUUCGGUGGGGGAUGCGGCAGUCGACGCCCUUGACACCCCUAGGCGGCUUUCGGGGGAGCUUAUUUCGAUGAAAGAUUUUUUCUCAGCUAACAAAGUAUCCCUUGCCGUUAUGCAAAAACAUCUACACGAAACUGCCCAGAUGCAUAGGGGCGGCGGAGGAUCGACUUCAGCCACCCCCCAUCAUCAACCCGCCUUCAAACCCGGAGCUGUCGGACCUCUCGCAAUUGCAAGUGAAAAAUUUUAAUACUUUAUUUAACGAUUAACUAAUUCAGUUAAAAACUCAUUUCAACCGACGUGAUGAACUCUGCGAAAAGCGACGCGUUGUAGAGAGCGAUUAGAUGGAUUUUUCGUUUCAUCUUUUUUUUUGGUCUCCCUUUUUUUUGUUGGAUUUCUUUCUACAUCAGCGAGCAAGGCACGCGACAUUAUCGUGUAUUUAGUAGCUAAAUUCGCCAAAUAGUGUAAAUUGUGCGGGGUAAUAAUGAUAAUAAUAAUUUUAUGUAUACAGCCCACAAGAUAAUUAUUGAUGUAACAUAUUAUAAAUAUUAAUUAAGAUCAUAACUUAAACUCCCGAGCUGACAACUCAAUUGAUGAGAAAUGAUUCAGUCGGCAGUAGCGAGUCAUAUUUAUAAUAGUUUCUAUGAUACGUAUCCAAUAUACUCCAAGUUCUGGAUUAUAGCUGUAAAAUAUUUUAGUAUAAUUUAUUAUAGAAUGAUAGGUCGUUGUGUAUAGUAAUUGUAACCCCGUUAGAUUGUGAGUGGUAAAAAAAAUGUUUCAAAUAUCACGGGAACCGAGUAAAAAGAAAUAAAAAUUCACGAUGUUACGGAGGCAUUUCUUUUACCGGAGUUAAAUAUUCAUCGAAAUUGUUAAACAAAAAUCGAAAACAACCGCAAAUCAAAAUGAGAAAAAUGACUAUAAUAGUGAGCCGAUAACAACUCAGUGAAAUGAUCGGCGGACGACACACGCAUCGUUCAAAAUGUCAGAGGAAAUUCAUGAUUUUAACGAAGCAAUGAAAAAUGGAAGUACCGAAAGUGGGAAGGGAAAUCUUGCUGGUGAAGCAUAUCAAGAGGUAUCGUGAGAAAUGUUUCUUGAAGGAUAUAGUAUCAUAGUUCGUAUAUUAAAUUGCAUCAGAUCUCCCAAUUAGAUAGCUGGGCCAGCAAACCAUAUGUAUACUUGAUUUAUGGUAUCGUGUAAAUGCACUCAUUUCCGUCAUUAAUUGCUGCAGUACGGCUACCGGAUAGAAGGCAGCCACAUAAAUAAUAUUCUAACAUGUUUUUCCGUUCGAUUGCACGGUCCUGAAUACAUCAUUUUUAUUCUAAUUACAUAGAUCGACUUUAAUCGAGAAUCUGUAACUUGAUAAUUUAAUCAUACCGAACAGAAUUUUAAAUUGUUUUCGAAGGAUUCAACGAAUGAAAAUUUGACCGUUUUCACGUGUCUGAUCGACAUGAUCGCGUUGGAAGAGGGAGUUUUUGGAAGCGGUACAUCGACCAGUCGCAUUGCACGUGCUCACCGGAAUUUAAGAAACGGUUUGCGGCUGAAAGAUGGCUCCAUUUUUCGUUACACUCAUGCAACCGGUCCAAGUCUCGAUGAUUAUACGGUUAAAGUAAUUCAGGCUAAAGACGAGGUGGAUACGCAGCAAGAGACGAAAAUCAAAACUGCGAUCAUUUAACGUAUUAAAGCACGCACUAACAGAAGCUAGAAGAUUAUAAAAAUAUUACAAUGGAUUGGAUAUACAUAAAAUUUAUGUAACAGGCAUAACUAAAAAUGUAUUGUUAAAUAAGUUUAUUCCAGUGAUUUUUACAAUGUGCUUUGCCAUGUUCUCAGUAUUGUCAACAAAUAUACGAUUAUUUAUUUA
This is a messenger RNA of Athalia rosae (coleseed sawfly), 4912 nucleotides long. RefSeq names its product potassium channel subfamily K member 13-like. The transcript is spliced from 4 exons. Gene Ontology annotation, molecular function: potassium ion leak channel activity. NCBI's taxonomy places the organism in Eukaryota, Metazoa, Arthropoda, Insecta, Hymenoptera, Athaliidae. The record is from RefSeq and is a predicted model, not a curated record. Gene Ontology annotation, cellular component: membrane. Bases 2030 to 3304 code for a protein of 424 amino acids. Gene Ontology annotation, biological process: stabilization of membrane potential; potassium ion transmembrane transport.